UCCCCUCGAGAACCAGGCACUCCUGCAGGCACUCUGCAUCGUGGUGUCAGCUCCGUCGAACCGGGAAGCCUAUCUGCUGCUGCCUGGCGUACUCAGCUCGCCUCUCAAGUCAACCAGCGUACAGCUUCACGACAUCGGGCACUUGGCGCCAGUCUCCUCAUGACUGCCGGUCCACCACAUCCUUUUUCAGGCUCCUUAGGCCUUUAUCCGGCCAUCUCAGACCAACUAAUUGGGCUGACUAACGGCGAGGCCUUUUCCAAUGGUCCAGCUAUGCUGUCCAGCAACGUCAGUACACCGGGAAAUCUGGCCAGCGUCCAGUUCGAGGUGCCCCGACCGCCAGCGCUGAUCCGUUCAGACAACAGCGCACAUCGUGCAACUGUGGGCCUGAUAGAUCUUCAGCCGACCUACGAGUACGUCACAGUACCCAAGCGGUCCCCACAUGCCUACCUCAAAGCUAUUUCGAUCAACCAGAGCCAGUUCUCCAUGCUUCCAGGGCAGACUAACAUCUACGCUGACAACACUUUUAUUGGAAAGGUUUGUGUUAUCUCUGCCUCCAGCUAUGCAUGCGAUUAUGUAAAUACUCCUCUGUAG
This is a messenger RNA of Protopolystoma xenopodis, 591 nucleotides long. The record is from the annotation of a GenBank genome assembly. NCBI's taxonomy places the organism in Eukaryota, Metazoa, Platyhelminthes, Monogenea, Polystomatidea, Polystomatidae.